This is a messenger RNA of Fusarium proliferatum ET1, 1632 nucleotides long. RefSeq lists its product as uncharacterized. Bases 1 to 1632 code for a protein of 543 amino acids. The transcript is spliced from 7 exons. The record is from RefSeq and is a predicted model, not a curated record. Gene Ontology annotation, molecular function: iron ion binding; monooxygenase activity; oxidoreductase activity, acting on paired donors, with incorporation or reduction of molecular oxygen. Lineage: Eukaryota; Fungi; Ascomycota; Sordariomycetes; Hypocreales; Nectriaceae.
AUGACAAUCAUCAGUCUCGAGAGCAAUUUGGUGUACAUCAGCGCCGCGGUGGUCGCUCUAACUCUAGUCGCUCGCUUAAUUAGAGCUACAAGUAGAUGGAGUGGCGCGCCGCCUGGACCUCCAACGGUUCCUAUCCUGGGCAACUUGCACCAGAUUCCCCGCAGAGAUCUCCAUCUCCAGUACCAAAGAUGGGGCAAAGAAUACGGCCCAAUCUUUUCCCUGAAGUUGGGCUCCCAAAACAUGAUAGUCUUGACAAGUGGCGAGAUGAUCAAGAAACUCGUCGAUAAGCGCAGUGGCAACUAUGCGGACAGGCCAAAACUUUACAUGCAGGAGGUCUGGGAGCAUUCGAGAAUCAUCAUGCGAGGCUACGAUCCAUUGUGGAAAGUCGAGCGUAAGCUCUACCAUCAGUUCCUCAACAUCAACAGGGCCACCAGAUAUGCUCCGUACCAGGAUCUCGAGACCAAGCAGCUUUGCUACGAUCUGCUUCAGAAACCCGGCGACUUCGAGGCGGUCGUAACACGCGCCACAACAAGUCUUGCCACUAGCAUGGCGUACGGAUUUCGAGUAGUCUCCCUUGACAGCCCGGUCAUGCAAGAGCUCUUGACUAACACGCACGGGUUUUUCGUCAUGGUGAGCAGCAGUAAGUUAUUGGACUGGUUCCCGCAGCUCCGUCCAAUCGCUCGCCUGCUUCCGACAUGGUUGAAUGGCGUAGCUAGAAAGGGGAAGGAGAUUUUCGAGCGAGAAAAGGCACAGUUCCAUAAACUCUACAAACAAGUCCAGGUCGAGGCUGAUCUUGGUACCGCAUAUCCGAGUUUUGCUGCAGAUAUUUACACAGCCCAAAAGACUUGGAAAGACGCUGCAGCCCUUGAUCUCCUGACGGAUCAUGCCGCGUCCUACAUUGCGGGGAUCGCCAUGGAAGGUGGAGCUGACACAACAAGCAAUACCUUGGCCGGCCUCAUCAAGGCCAUGAUGCUUUUCCCUGACGUACAGCGCAAAGUCCACGAGGAGCUUGACGCCGUGGUGGGAGGGGGCAGAUAUCCAACAAUGGACGACUUUCAGUCGCUGCCGUAUGUUCGACAAACGGUGAAGGAGGCACUACGAUGGCUUCCUACAGCAAUCAACGGCGCGAUCCCGCAUGCUGCGCUCGCGGACGACGAGAUUGAAGGCUUCAAGAUCCCAGCGGGCACUACCGUCGUGCUGGGAGUAUGGUGUGCCAACAACGAUGCCAGGCUGUUUCAGAACCCGCGAGAGUUCGACCCUUCACGCCAUGAUCCCUCCAAGUCCCUGGCGGAGGCUGCCGCGGCCGGCGACUACAGGCAGCGUGACCAAUGGACAUUCGGAGCGGGCCGUCGCAUCUGCCCCGGAAUCCAUGUGGCCGAAAGGACCUUGUUCUUAGCCACGGCAAGAUUGCUGUGGGCUUUUGACAUCCGGAGGGCUCGUGGGCCUGACGGCCUAGAAAUCGAGGUUGAUCGGGAUGAAGUUACGCAGUCAAUUUCAGCUAGACCAGUCCCUUUUCGAUGCGAAAUCAAGCCUCGAAGUGAGAAGCACGCCCGACUGAUCUCAGAAGCAUGGAGUCAAGCGCGGGAAGGGCUGGAUAAGUCAGGAAACUAUAACGAAGUCGCUAUUCAGUGA